Molecule: messenger RNA, 676 nt
Organism: Acaulospora morrowiae
Lineage: Eukaryota; Fungi; Glomeromycota; Glomeromycetes; Diversisporales; Acaulosporaceae
Source: the annotation of a GenBank genome assembly
AUGUCUUCAUCUAAACGUGCGUCCUCAAAAACAAAGUCACCUCCUGCGUCUAGUUCAAAUUCAGACAAAGGAAAUAAAUUUGGAGAUGGGAUACUUUUUCGUUCUGGUGCACCCGUUCAAUUAUUAGAGUAUAUAAACUCAGAGGAAGAUGGUUUUGGAAAAAUUGUGAUCAAUAAUGCCGCACUCGAAAUACUCGAUAAUAUUAAAGAACCUGUAGCCAUUAUGGCAGUCGUGGGAUCAUAUCGUCGUGGUAAAUCAUGGUUUGCUAAUGUACUUCACGGGCGUCACGAUGGAUUUGAACUUGGGUCCAAAGUUGAAGGAUGCACUCGUGGUAUAUACAUGUGGGAUACCCCCUUUUCUCACGAAGGAAAGCGUGUUAUAGUACUUGAUUGCGAAGGUAUCGAUGAUCCUAAGCAGGAUCAGGAGUGGGCUGUUAAACUUUUCAUCCUCUGUUUAGUUAUCUCGUCUACUUUCAUUUAUAACGUAAACGGGAUUCUUGGUCGCGACGAUAUCGGAAAACUUUAUCUAAUGACCGAUUUAAGUAAAUUCAUUCAACCACCGAGUGACUCUGAAUUCUUGCCAAGAUUAGUUAUUUUAUUGAGAGAUUUUCAGUUAGAAGAACCCGAUGAUUUUCGAGAAUACUUGAUUGAAAAGUUGAAUAAUGUUAAUGAAGAAA